GCACAAAUGCUCACUCCCUUCAGUCUUCUUGUCUCCAGCUGGUGCAACUGGCGAGCUAAGGCUGUUCCUCAACCUUCUGUUCUCCUAAAGUCAGGGUACAGCAUAGCUACAAUGUCUGACACUGAAGAGAUUGUGGAGGAGUACGAGGAGGAGGAAGAAGAAGUGGAGGAGGAGGAGGAAGCAGAGGAAGAGGUUGAGGAAGAGGAGAAUGAAGAGGUGGCCCCUCAAAUAGAUGAGGAAAAUGAAGCAGAGAAGGAAAAUGAGGUAGAGGAAGAGGAGGAAGAAGAAGAGGAAGAAGACUCCAAGCCUAAACCUAAGUUGUUUGUCCCUGCCAUUGUCCCUCCCAAGCUUCCUGAUGGUGAGAAGGUAGACUUUGAUGACCUCCAUCGUAAACGUGUCGAGAAGGACUUCAAUGAACUUCAGAGCCUUAUCGAGGCACACUUUAGCAACAGGCAAAAAGAGGAAGAUGAACUGGUAGCCCUGAAGACCCGCAUCGAGCGGAGACGUGCGGAUCGUGCAGAGCAGCAGCGCAUUCGAACUGAGAAGGAGCGUGAGAGACAGGCUCGUUUGGCUGAGGAGAGGGCACGGCGCGAGGAGGAGGCAGCUAAACUCCGGGCUGAGGAGGACGCCAAGAAGAAGAAACUCCUCGCCAAUAAGGGCUAUGGUGGCUACCUUCAAAAGGUGGAACAGAAGAGGGGCAAGAAAUUGACAGAACGUGAGAAGAAGACAAAGGUGCUCAUGGAGCGCCGUAAGCCACUCAACAUCGACCACCUUAACCAGGAGAAACUGGCUGACAAGGCCCGAGAGCUCUGGCAGUGGCUGCAGCAGCUCCACGCUGAGAAGUUUGACCUGGGUGAGCAGCUGAAGAGGCAAAAGUAUGACAUCAAUGUGCUGCGCAACCGCGUCAAUGACCAUCAGAGGUACAGCAAGACAACCAAGACAUCCAGGAAGUCCUGGAAGUAGAUAAUGUGGAUUAGGGAACAUAUGAUGAGGUGGAAUAGACUCUUGGUCACAUCACAGCUUACUUUUAUUGAUUUAACUUUAUUUUAUCUCUGAUUUACAGUGCAUUAUUUGGGUUUAAAAAAAAAAAAAGAUCAGUCAAGGUCAUGUUGGUUGCCACACCAUGCUCAAUCCAGACUUAAAGAUUACAGUUCUGUCUUACAGUUUUACUCUGUACCACUUAUACAACAGAGGGCAAAGGUUUGUAUUCAGCUGUGGUGUAUUUGAGGAACAGAAGGAAAAUGCUGAACUAUUAGGAAAUGUAUCUCUAAUAAAUCAAUCAAUCAAUAGAUUAAUUAAUUAAUUAAUACAUCUAAUUAACAUAUGUGAAAUGUGGGUAUAUCACGUUACAACCAACAAGAAAAUAAUUUUAUCAAGAAGAAUGGGUGAAGAUUUGACAAACGUCUGACUGACCCAAAACAGAUGUCUCUAGAAGAAUGUGUGGGUGGGCUGUCGGGGGAAGAGCUGUUCAAAGGAAAUGUAUAAAGUUGGAAGAGGCUUAUAAAGCAUGAGCUGAGACAUUAUUAGAGAAAAAUAAAAUCAUAUAUAACAAAAGUAGACACAAAUAGUUCAAUAAUUGCAUCUUUUUCUUGGUGAAAAGUUCUUACAUGUAACAAGGAAUUUGAUAAGUCAGACACACCUAGUGUCUUAUUGCAAUAAAUGACAUUUUUCUCCUGUCUUAUUCAUUUGUCCUAAGGGUAUACAAACCUUUGCAUUCCACCAUAUAAAAGGCUGUUUUUUUUUUUGAGGGGAAAAAAAAAUUCUGUUUUGGUUUGUUUAUUUUAAAAGUAAGUAACCAUUGUAAGGUGCUAUUUUUAUGUUAUCAUCGACUGUUUUCUUUAUCUCAUGGUGAAAUGGAAGGUAUGGGCCUGCGUGGACGUGGUGUUAUCUCAAACUCGACAGCACAUAUCAAACUGAAUGUUAAAACAGACAAUCGAGGACCACUAUCAGAUAUGAUUUUAGCAACAUUUAAUAAACAUUUUAUUCACUUUUAA
Messenger RNA from Clarias gariepinus (North African catfish), 1994 nucleotides. RefSeq names its product troponin T2c, cardiac (gene tnnt2c). Gene Ontology annotation, cellular component: troponin complex. NCBI's taxonomy places the organism in Eukaryota, Metazoa, Chordata, Actinopteri, Siluriformes, Clariidae. Gene Ontology annotation, molecular function: troponin I binding; tropomyosin binding; troponin C binding. Gene Ontology annotation, biological process: cardiac muscle contraction; regulation of muscle contraction; sarcomere organization. The coding region runs from base 7 to 963 and encodes 318 amino acids. The transcript has a single exon. The record is from RefSeq and is a predicted model, not a curated record.